ACCUCUGAGCGGGCUAACAACGAAGGUUCACAGAACCGCGCCGGUCCUAGUAGCAGUCUUCCACGUCAUCGACCAGUGGGGCCGACUUUUUCCUCAUCGAAACAACAAUCAAGUAGCCUCCUCCAAAACGCUACUUCAGGCGAAAAAGAAAAGAUUGGAAAGGACAGGAAGGAUCAGAAGGGUCGUUUCAAGAAAGCUUCAACUCCCCCUCCUCUCAUUCCGCCUGCUGUUCCUGGGAAAAGGUACCUUCCCGGCGACAUCCGAUACAAACAAGCUAUGGGGGCUUCGGAACUGAGUGCAUCUUCGUCAAAACCAUCUAAAGAACAACCCAGCUCGUCAAAAGUGUUGUCGAAGUCUGACUUGUAUCCGAAGCAUGUUGAGGACAGACCAGGCAGCAGAAAAACAGAAUUGGAUCGCAGUCGUAGCUUAGUGAAACGAGAGUCUAAUUGUGAUUUCUCGAGAUCACGAAGCCAUGUUCCCCGUAAGCAGCAUGAUGCUCAACCGCGUGAACGAAAGCAGGAACGUGAUCGUGAACACCGUGACCGAAUUAGUGACAGAGAAAAGUGUCACAGUUACAAUCGAACAUAUGACUAUGACGUCACUGACGAAGACGACUACGAUAGCGAGAUGGAUGAUUUCAUAGAUGACAGUGGCUUAGAUAUGGAGGAAUUAAGUCGACAAGAGUUCGAGGAAACGCUUAAGUGA
Messenger RNA from Ostertagia ostertagi, 705 nucleotides. The record is from the annotation of a GenBank genome assembly. Lineage: Eukaryota; Metazoa; Nematoda; Chromadorea; Rhabditida; Trichostrongylidae.